Molecule: messenger RNA, 3867 nt
Organism: Bubalus bubalis (water buffalo)
Lineage: Eukaryota; Metazoa; Chordata; Mammalia; Artiodactyla; Bovidae
Gene: MTDH
Product: metadherin
Exons: 13
Coding region: 371-2212 (613 amino acids)
Biological process (GO): regulation of transcription by RNA polymerase II; positive regulation of angiogenesis; positive regulation of canonical NF-kappaB signal transduction
Cellular component (GO): nucleus
Molecular function (GO): NF-kappaB binding; transcription coregulator activity
Source: RefSeq, a predicted model, not a curated record
GUCGCCUCCCGCUGCGUGGAUCGCGGCCGGAGCCGCCAUUGUUCCGCCGAGGGAGGACGGCGGGGGCCCGGCACUGGCGCGGAGACGCCGCUUAGCGGCCGCCACUGGAGACACUCCCUCCCGCCGCCCCCCUCCUUCUGGCGGCGGCGGAGUGAGGCUCUGACGAGGGGGGAGCCGGGGGAGCACCCCCCCGUCCUCUUGGCAGCGGCAGCGGCCGAUCCCCGGCUCCGGCGCGAGGGGCGGCCGCAAUGCGCUCGGCCUGAGGCGGUCGGGCCCCGGCGCGUCCUCGCUUCCCUCGACUGUUCCACGGCGUCUCAGCGGCCCGGCGUCAUCCUGUGAGUCCCCCCGCUCCCCCUGACGGGGAGGGAAGAUGGCUACACGGAGCUGGCUGGACGAGCUGGCCCAGGAGGCCGAGGACGGUUCGGCCCGGCUGCAGGAAAUGCUCUCGGUCGGCCUGGGCUUUCUGCGCACCGAGCUGGGCCUCGACCUGGGGCUGGAGCCGAAGCGGUACCCGGGCUGGGUAAUCCUGGUGGGCACGGGCGCGCUCGGGCUGCUGCUGCUCUUCCUGCUCGGCUACGGCUGGGCCGCGGCUUGCGCCGGCGCCCGCAAGAAGCGGAGGAACCCGCCCCGCAAGCGGGAGGAGGCGGCGGCGGCCGCGCCGGCCCCGGCCGCUGACGACCAAGGCGUGCUGAAGAAUUUCAGGAGCGAGGAGCAAAAGAAGAAGAACCGGAAGAAAUUGCCGGAGAAGCCCAAACCAAAUGGACGGACCGUUGAAGUGGCUGAGGAAGAAGUUGUCCGAACUCCUCGAAGUGUAACAGCAAAGCAGCCAAUAGAGACAGACAAGAAAAAUGAAAAGUCAAAGAAAAAUAAGAAGAAAUCAAAGUCAGAUGCUAAAGCAGUGCAAAACAGUUCACGCCAUGAUGGAAAGGAAGUUGAUGAAGGAGCCUGGGAAACUAAAAUUAGUCACAGAGAGAAACGACAGCAGCGUAAACGUGAUAAGGUGCAGUCUGAUUCUGGUUCAUUGGAUUCAACUAUCCCUGGGAUAGAAAAUACCAUCACAGUUACCACCGAGCAAGUUACAACUGCAUCAUUUCCUGUUGGUUCCAAGAAGAAUAAAGGUGAUUCUCAUCUAAAUGUUCAAGUUAGCAACUUUAAGUCUGGAAAAGGAGAUUCUACACUUCAGGUUUCUCCAGGAUUGAAUGAAAACCUCACUGUAAAUGGAGGAGGCUGGAAUGAAAAGUCUAUGAAACUCUCCUCACAGAUCAGUGCAGGUGAGGAGAAGUGGAACUCUGUUUCACCUGCUUCUGCAGGCAAGAGGAAAACCGAGCCAUCUGCUUGGGGUCAAGACACUGGAGAUGCUAAUGCAAAUGGAAAAGACUGGGGAAGGAGUUGGAAUGACCGAUCAAUAUUUUCUGGCAUUGCUGCUUGGUCUAGUGUGGAUAGGGGAAUGAAUACCUCUGAACAGAAUUCUGCUUCUUUUGCAUCUCUCACACUUAACUCUGCUGUUUCUGGAUCUACUGCUGAGCCAGUUUCUCAGUCUACCACUUCUGAUUAUCAGUGGGAUGUUAGCCGUAAUCAACCCUAUAUCGAUGAUGAAUGGUCUGGGUUAAAUGGCCUGUCUUCUGCUGAUCCCAGUUCUGAUUGGAAUGCGCCAGCAGAAGAGUGGGGGAACUGGGUAGAUGAAGAAAGAGCCUCACUUCUGAAGUCCCAGGAACCAAUUCCUGAUGAUCAAAAAGUUUCAGAUGAUGAUAAAGAAAAGGGAGAGGGAGCUCUUCCAACCGGAAAAUCUAAAAAGAAAAAAAAGAAAAAGAAGAAGCAAGGUGAAGAUAACGCUCUUGCACAGGACACAGAAGAAUUAGAAAAAGAGAUUAGAGAAGAGCUUCCAGUGAAUACCUCUAAAGUCCGUCCAAAACAGGAAAAAGCUUUUUCUUUGAAGACCAUAAGCACUAGUGAUCCAGCUGAUGCACUAAUCAAAAAUAGCCAGCCUAUCAAGACUCUUCCACCUGCUAUUUCUACCGAGCCAUCUGUUAUUUUAUCAAAAAAUGAUUCUGACAAAAGCUCUUCCCAAGUGCCACCGAUGCUACAAGAAACAGAUAAAUCCAAGUCAAAUACUAAGCAAAAUAGCGUGCCUCCUUCACAGACCAAGUCUGAAACUAGUUGGGAAUCUCCCAAACAAAUAAAAAAGAAGAAGAAAGCCAGACGGGAAACGUGAAUUUUUUUUCUUCCUGAAUUGGACAUGUGUUUGCAAACACUGUCUUGAAGAUUAUGCUGUUUAUGCAAUAAUUUGUGAACAUGUACAGAGUUUUAUAUAAAUUUAAACCAGUUUUUAAAACAAAACUGUGAACACGACCACCGUAAAAAUGGAAUCAAAGGAAAGUUAAUUUAUGAAAUUAAGAGGUCAGCAGAACAUGCUGCAGCGCUGGAAGACACUUGGGAAGGCCACUCUAACAAGAGCGAUCUUAAGGUUAUCAUCCUGGUUUUACAGCAGUGCCCUGUUUACAACAGAUGUGCCCUAUCUCAUCUGCAGCUAAGGAAUAAAGGAUUCUGAUUAGAGAGAAGGCUGCCUACAAACUAGGAGGCGGCUUCUUGGAUCUUAUGCACGGAACUUAAACCAUUUGAAUCUGUUUUAUGCUUAAAUCAAAGUGCUUUGAUCAAAUGCAUAAUCUGCCAUAUCUUUACAUAUUUGUUGGUAGCAAUUUGUAUUAAAGAAAUCACAAGUGCAAAUAAAAAGUCAUUUAUUAUUUAACUAAACUGUCAUGGUUUAGUUUACAAUUUUUAAAAUGUUCUUAAAACAUUCAAAACGCAGUUGACACUUGUAUGGCUUAUGAAGUUAUUUUUUGAUAGUCUUACUUUACUUGAAUUGUUCAAAGUACAGUAUAUUUUAAGUUAAGAAAGGUAAACUCUAUGUAUUUGUUUUAUACUUUUAAGGUUCCAACUCACAAAUAAUGCUCUUGUGUAUGAUUUGAGAACUUUCAGGCAAAAUCCAACUUAUAUUUUUUUCCUUUCCCUAGCAAUUACUUUUUCCCAGCAUCAAUUCUUCUUUGUUACUAAUACUUUUUUGACUUUACAAGUGAAAUCUUUCACAAACUAGUUAUACAGACAGAACUUUGAGUACAUGAUGGAGAAUGAAAAACUAGAGUCAGACAGCUUUAAUUGACAUUGUCAAGACCUCCAGUUAUCAGGAAUACAUUUUUUUACUGCCUUAACCUGUAGUGCGUAGAAUAUGCAUCAAUUUCUUGAAGGGGAUUCGUGUUUUUAUAAGAAUUUUCAUGUAAUUAUUGCAAUCGUGAUCAAAUAAGGAACGUUUCCUGCUUGAAACUGUAUUGAUUUAAAUGAUGUGUGAGACGUUUCACCGUUUUCAGGCACUGUGUAAUUCUAUUGUAAUAAACUGGCAGGUAUCUUUGUAACUAUAAAUAGUGCAUGCUCAGCCAUGUACACUGUAAAUAGCCUUUACCAAACGUGUUUGACAAGGACCAUAAUUAACAUCACUUAGUGAAUUGUGAUAAAGAAAAAAAGCCAUGACUUAUUUGAUGUGAUUGGCUUAAUUGUUUUUCUGUGGCGCCAGAAUGAAACUGUUUAACAGCUGUAACCAAUGGUACUGAUCUAUCCAUCCAGUUCUGUCUCUUCUAUUUGAUUGUGGUUUGAUAGUAUUGCAUUGUCACACCGGAAAGCUAAAGAAACAGAAUGGUUUCAGUUUUGCUGAAGACUGGCCUUAUUAAUGGACAGCUUUCCUAACAAGCGAUUAUUAACUUUUAUCAGGUGUUAACAUCUGUUUCAGGAACACGGCAGUAUGUUUACAUGUCAGAAGUUUUGUUUAAUUCUAUGAUAUUUCUAAAUUGAUUUGUUUAAAUAAAUUCAACAAAUGGA